Strongylocentrotus purpuratus (purple sea urchin) is the source of this 4860-nucleotide messenger RNA. RefSeq names its product tubulin polyglutamylase TTLL5-like. NCBI's taxonomy places the organism in Eukaryota, Metazoa, Echinodermata, Echinoidea, Camarodonta, Strongylocentrotidae. The transcript has 30 exons. The record is from RefSeq and is a predicted model, not a curated record. Gene Ontology annotation, cellular component: cilium. Bases 162 to 4544 code for a protein of 1460 amino acids. Gene Ontology annotation, molecular function: tubulin-glutamic acid ligase activity; tubulin binding. Gene Ontology annotation, biological process: protein polyglutamylation; microtubule cytoskeleton organization.
AUUGCGCAUGCUCUGUUCAAUUGCCGUGACAACAAAUUUUGUCUUGAACACUCAUAACCCAAAGAAAAGGCUAGAAUUUUGAGCUUUUGCAAGUUUAACAUGUGGAACCAAGAUCUGUAACCACUAUUUUUCACUAAUGGACUAGGCAAUUUGAAUUCAAUAUGGCGUCCAGUGUAUCAUCUGAUAAUGAUGACGACUAUGAUUCUGAUGUCACAUGUGGAAGCAGUGACACAGAUGAUAAGGAUUCCUACGACAGUGGUAACUCCUCAAAUGAUGACGAUACAGGCAACGAUGAGGAAAGUGAGGAGGAGAGCGAUGACGAUGAUAGAACAUCAGGAGAAAAGCUUGAGAAUGUUAUGUGGUGUGGACCAAAGAAGAACCUUCCUGUCUUGGUGUUUAGACCUGAGUGCAACUUCAUCAAGGUCAAGCGACUCUAUGCAACAGGAGAAAAGCACCACCUUGCCUAUAAGAUCGUCCGCACUGACUGCAGAGUAAUCAGGCAGCUUCUACACAAACACGGGUUCCAUGAGGUCCAUCCUAAUAGCUCUGAUUUCAACUUGAUGUGGAUUGGGUCUCAUGUCAAACCAUACACUCUGAGAAGCUUUACUGACUUCCAGAAAAUCAACCAUUUUCCAAGGUCCUAUGAAAUCACAAGAAAAGACAGAUUGUACAAGAACUUUCAGCGGAUGCAACAUGCCAAGGGUUCACGUCAUUUUGAUUUCUUGCCACAGACCUUCUGCUGUCCUUCAGAGUAUGAUGAUUUAGUUGCUGCACAUAACAAGGAGAGGGGUACAUGGAUCGUUAAACCAGUAGCUUCAUCAAGAGGAAGGGGCAUCUUCCUUGUCAAUAGCCCUCAGAAUGUGCCAUUAGAUGCUGCUUAUGUUGCUUGUCGAUAUCUCAACAACCCUCUUCUCAUAGAUGGUUUCAAGUUUGAUCUGAGGUUAUAUGUAGCAGUGACAUCAUAUGAUCCUCUUCGUAUAUACCUCUAUGAGGAAGGCUUAACCAGGUUCGCUACUGUGCAAUACCAACAGAACAACAAGACGAUAAAGAACACCUGCAUGCACUUGACAAACUACAGUUUGAACAAGAAGAGCAGUGACUAUGUCAAGUGUGAUGAUGGAGACAUUGAGGACUAUGGAAACAAGUGGAGUUUAGGGGCCAUGCUUCGGUACCUCAAGAAACAAGGCAAAGAUGCAAAACUACUACUUUCAAGGAUAGAAGAAGCCGUCAACAAAACAAUCAUCUGUGCCGAGCUUCCUGUUGCUACAGCCUGUAAGAUGUUCUUGCCCUACAGGGGAAACUGUUUCGAGCUGUAUGGUUUUGAUAUCUUAGUAGAUGCCAAUCUGAAGCCCUGGGUCUUAGAAGUCAAUCUUUCUCCAUCAUUAGCUUGUGAAGCGCCAAUAGACAUGAAGAUCAAAUCAAACAUGUGUGGUGACCUGUUCAGUUUAACUGGCUUUAUUAUACAAGAUCCGGUUAUGAGACGCAUGCAGCAGAGUAGAAGAAAUCAGGAUCUAGCCGCCUCCAGCACUCUCAGGCAACAGCGUCAACGACCCAACUCGGCUGGGAUGAUGGGUAAUAAGCUCUCUAGACCAAAGUCUGCUGCAGCAUCAGCAGGUCCCAAAGACAGUUCUGGACUGACUCUAGAGGAGCGUAAGAUAGUCCUAGAGAGCAAGGAGGAAUACGCCAGAAGAGGCGGCUGGAUGAGGACAUUCCCUUCACCAAAUUCCAUGGAGAAAUAUGGUUCGUUAAUGGAAAGCAGGAAUUCUAUGAACCAGUUACUACAUUCCAGACUCUUCUCUGACAAGCAUGGUCAAAGGACCUAUAUUCCACACUCUGCAAGUGUGGAUUCUAGUAGCACAUCUCCCAGAUCUAAAUCAGCUCACUCGUCCCUGGCUUCGUCCCGAGCCAGGCAGUGCACGAAGAUGUCCCAUGGGAUGAUGCAGGAACUCCAGGAGAGGGAGGUUGAGGAGCACUUAGCUCAGUUACUCAGGAAGCUCAGUACCAAAGACAACUCUGGAGAAAGGCGCAGCCUGCGCACCAAGGUCCGCAACAAGUUUCCUGCCACUAAGAGGAUAGCAGCACCAAACCCCAGGAAUGCAGUACCGAGCAAAGCUGAGGUGAAGUCAGAAACGGCGCCAUCUAGGGCACCUCUUGCUCAGGGCAAACUGGAUUCUCGCCCCCAAACAGGGCAAAGCAAAAACUCUGCAAAGCAGGCCGAACCUGCUGCCCAACAAACUACUUCAACCAAUACUGCUGCAGCUACACAACAGCAACAAAAACGACCAACAUCAUCAAAACAGAACUCUAGUGUAUCACAGUCAAACAUCAACGGCACGAAGGGCGUAGACAAAGGGGGCGGUGGUGGUGGUGGUGGUGGGGAACCGACAAGUACAACAAGUUCAUCUGGUACCUGGGUGCAUGGGAAACCCCCAGUGGGACCCAGUCAGGGGUCAGGAGGGGCCAAGACAGGAGGGUCAGAGAGCAAUGCUGGAGCCAGGAUGGUGCUGGAGAUACAGAAACCCAAGGGACCUACCAAAGAGGAGAUACGAGAGUUGGUCAAUGUUCCUGACAUCUUGGACAGGGGUGGUGACCUAAGCAAGCUGCAAGCCAGAGAUGCCUUUGCAACAUACCUGCUGAGAGUUCAACAGAGACUACUCGCUGAGACAAGCAAACCACCGGAGAAACUAGAUGAGAUAGACCAGCAUGAUGAACAAAUGGAUCUGGUUCUGCGGUUCCUGAAGAGGGCAGCAAGCAAUCUUCAACAGCAGUUCAAAGUGAUAGUUCCGAGUCGGAAGCUUCCCAUCCACGACAGAAGGAGAAUCCUUGCCAAGCAACUGGUUGACUUUGUCCAGAUAUAUAGCAAGGAGACAGAGGAGAUGGAGAACAUGAAACCCAAGAAGAUAGUCAAACCUCACAAUCAUCAUCAGUUUGAAGAGGAUGAGGAGAGCAUUGAAGACAACAGGUUCACUCAUUUUGUUGGAGUCGCCAAUGAGAACGAGCUAGAGGAGCUACUCACCACGUACACCAAACAGAACAAAUCUGCCAGCAUCUUCCUAGGGACCAGUACGAACAACCCCAAAUCGGUCUCGGAGAUGAUGGCUCAACCUACCUCGGUCAACAGCACCAACCAGCAACAUCAUCAUCAACACCACCACAACAACCAUCACCACCAUAAGCAACAGUUGCAGCAACAUCAGCUUAAACAUGGGACCAAUGGGGGACCGACACUGUUGCAUCGGCGAUCAAGUUCGACUGAGAACCUGCAUUCUAGCAAUAAGGGUGGCGGAGCUGCCGGAGAUAUAGCCAAAGAUAUAAAUUCCAACUCAGUGGCAGCAAAGCAUGGUGUCCACUCGACCAAAGCACUCCAGCACUACUAUGCCGCAGCAGGUGCCAGCAAUACUGCUACCACCGGCGACGGACACUACCAUCACCACCACCACCAGCCCCACCAACACCCCAUGACGUCAUCCCCAUCAACCCUAUCACUCCCCAAACGCCCCCACUCAUCCACGCCCAACGCUGCCGAGGCUCGCCACGCAUCAUCGGCAGACGAUGCCGUGCAGGUCUACAGCGCCAGGUUUAAUCGGCAGCGACCGUACUCUGCUAAAGCUGGAUUUGAUUCAGGGGAUGGUCGAUCGUCUGGGAGACCUAACUCUGCUGUCGUCUACAGAGAUUCAUCAGGAGGACAAAUAGCUGCAAGGCAUUUUUCCGAGAGUAGUCAACAGGCCAUCCAAGAGGCUCUCGGGAGACUGGCCAAGCGACAAGCUGCACGUCAGUACUCUUCAUCCAGUGUCCAGAACCAGAACCUACUCACCCAGCAGUAUGUUGAACAACACUUUGGACUGACCAACCCUCCCCAGGGGCCUGUUCAGGCUACCCCUGUAACUGGGUAUGGAUCUAACCCAGUCUUGACCAGCACCCUUGGUAGGAGUAGCGCCCGAUCACGCUCUAGUAGUGUCGGCCAUGUUCGAAGCCCCAGUCAGAACUCUAUAACAGCCGUUGCAGUGGAUGCACAAGCGGGAAGUACAGUGCCACAGAGAAGCGCAAGUAACAGUCGCGUGAGCAGCGCUGUCCUCAACGAGAAGGGACGCGGUGGAGCGAGUCAGGAGCAAACGGGCCACAUACGCCGAUCCAGUCACGGCGGUGUUGUCUUAAAUAGAACUCACAGCUUCACGACGGAUACAAGUUCUAAAGAUAGCUCAGAGCUCAAUGGACCGACAAAUGCCUCAAAAACAACCAGCAGCCACAGUUUGGCCAACGGAUUGUCGGACGACGCCUACAGUGCCCAGAUCAAAGCCCUGCAAAACCUCACUGUUUCCAAUCGGACUCCCUACCCAAAUGCAGCCGGUGCGUUACAGCAUCAACAGGAAGGGAAUAACAGCGUGCCAAUAGGGGGCGGUAGACAGAUGAGCGGUGGUGCAUCUCGGCCGAUGAGCCUUCAGGAGCAGCAGCAGAUGGCUUAUGAGUUGUCCCAACAAAGCAAGGCCAAGCAUCAAGAGAAGGUGAGAGCUGAGUCAAGGUUGGGAGUGGGUGAUGAAUGUUGAAGCGUUGUGGAGGGGGGAGAGAGAGAGAAAAAUAGAUAUCAUAACAUUAGCAUCCUUGCCAGCUUUAACCCAAAGUCUCCUUCGCUCAAUUAGAGGACAGAAAAUUUUGAGUCAUCUAGCGUUGGGACCCAGAUGGCAUGUUUUUCUACAAUUAUAGAUAAUUGUGUUUACCCAAGUAAACACCAGUGUGAAAGUCCUUUGCAAGAGACCCAUGUGGGCAGGCUUUGGGUGUAUUGAGUGAUAUUGAAUUAAGGUAAUAGGAACAUAUAUUAGCUGGUUGUUGAUGAUUUGUGCCACAAUCUCAACUUUUGAAAAG